AUGAAGUUUUCCCUUUUAAUCUGUAUAGUAUCCGUCUUCAUUCAAAAGAAGUAUGUCUCUGCUUUUGAAAGGGACCAGGUUUUGUCUGCUCUUCCACAUACAGAUACAGAAGUUGAGGUCCUCCAGAAUUUGACCAACACUUUUAAGAUUGUUCUUUGGCAACCUCCUUCACCCAAGAACAUAAUGAAGGAUGAAGACGUCCAUUUCUACGUAAACAUAUCUGAUGUAACAGAUGUGAAAACAGAACUAAACCACUAUACGAUUCAAUACAGAGUUUUGCUAGAAGAUGUUCACAGGCUUAUUCAGACGCAAACAGUCAAUGACACGGUUAUCCCUCGUACUUCUGUAUCGUACUAUGAACAGUAUCAUUCUCUGAAAGAAAUAUACCGCUGGAUGGAACACAUUGUUUCAAGACACAGCAAUCUCCUCCAAAAAAUAUACAUCGGGGCUUCCUAUGAAAAACGGCCACUUUAUAUCCUGAAGAUCUCCAAUAAAGAUGCAACACAGAAAAACGCCAUAUGGAUAGACUGCGGUAUCCAUGCUAGGGAAUGGAUUGCGCCCACUUUUUGUCUCUGGUUUGUGGGACAUACUUUGUUUUACGGGGUGGUUUGCCAGUAUCGAGUAAUGGCAAGACUUCUGCAGCAGUUUGACUUCUAUGUCAUGCCAGUCCUAAAUGUGGAUGGCUAUGAAUACACAUGGACUACAAAUCGUAUGUGGAGAAAAAGCCGCUCACUGCACGGCAACAAUAGCUGCUUUGGUACAGACCUGAACAGAAAUUUUGAUGCAGGCUGGUGUGGUGAAGGUGCAUCUGAGAAUCCCUGUGAUGACACCUACUGUGGACCUUAUCCUGAGUCUGAACCAGAAGUGAAAGCCGUGGUCAGCUUUCUCAGAAGGCACCAGGAUCAUAUAAAAGCAUACAUAACAAUGCAUUCAUAUUCACAGAUGGUGCUGUUUCCAUAUUCCUAUACCUUCAAUAGAAGUAAAGAUCACGAUGAACUGUUUUUGGUGGCAAAUAAAGUAGCCAGUGCUAUCAGAGAGAACCACUGGAACCGUUAUCGAGCUGGCCCUUCAGCAAAAACAAUAUAUUUAGCCCCAGGAGGUUCAGAUGACUGGGCUUAUGACCUUGGGAUUAAGUACUCUUUCACUUUUGAACUUCAGGACCGAGGAACAUACGGAUUCUUGCUGCCUCAGAGUCUCAUUAAACCAACGUGUUCUGAAGCACUCACCGGGAUCAAAACAAUAGCUUCCCAUAUCUUAAAUAAUCUGUGA
Messenger RNA from Euleptes europaea (tarantolino), 1269 nucleotides. RefSeq names its product carboxypeptidase B2 (gene CPB2). Gene Ontology annotation, molecular function: metallocarboxypeptidase activity; zinc ion binding. Gene Ontology annotation, biological process: proteolysis; fibrinolysis. The transcript has 12 exons. The coding region runs from base 1 to 1269 and encodes 422 amino acids. The record is from RefSeq and is a predicted model, not a curated record. Lineage: Eukaryota; Metazoa; Chordata; Lepidosauria; Squamata; Sphaerodactylidae.